GCUCGCGCUCGAUUGAUGAGCGCGGUUUUAACGAUUUCUUUAAAAAAAUCGAUACAGAACCGUGUAUAGUGAAAGUGUAUGAUAUUAAAAUUCGUUUCCAUAUCCUUAAGUGCAAGUGAUUUGGUGAAUAUCGGGGCUAUGUCGAGUGAUUUUCGGUUUUAAAUAUUGGAUUUAAAGACUGUAUUUGCUUGCAGAUAUCGGGGAAACAGUAGUAAGAUAAUUGUGAAGUGAGACAAAACAUUUAUGUGUGUGUGAUGUGGUUAUCGUGUGUGAAACCAAUGAAGCGGCGAAGAGUGCGUUUACCUCACCAGUAACUAGUACAAUGUUGGCCGCUUGGAUCCUUACGGGAUGUUUGUGUCUGGCCUCGUCAGAUCUGCAACUCCCCCCGGGAUUCAAUUUGCCUGCGAUCACGCAAGUCGCCCGCAAUUGGUAUGUGAUGUCCUCUGACCCGAUCGGGUCAAUAGUGACCCGGGUCACGAGGGAACGGACCGGGAAGCAGAACGUGACCUUCGGCUUGGAGACCGGUGGACCUCCAACACCUUUUGCGAUUGACCCUCAUACAGGCGUUGUUUUUGUUAAUGACACGCUUGCGGAUAAGGAAAGUAAAUCAUACUCUCUCUGGGUAACGGCCGAUGAUGGCGUGUCACUCCCGCAAAGAACAGAAGUAUUUGCAACCGUCACAGACGCAUCAGGUGCCCGACCAAAAGUACCAAGUCCACCAGCUUUCGCCAUUUCAAAUUACAAUACUGCUAUGACGCUACAACCAAAUUUUCCUUUACCACCUCAAAGCACCACCAAAGCAACAGAAGGAACAGAAAAAGUACCUGAAACAACAGUCAUUACAACUUUAAGUCCACCUAAACCACCUGCAGAUGUUCCGCUACAAGAAACAAACAAAGUUGGCAUUAAACAAAUGAAAAAUAAUACAAAUGAGGAAACACGGCCGAGUAAUGAAGUGCCGUUAACUGUCAUACCAUUAGUUGCAAUUGGUGCUUUAAUAGCGAUCGUAGCUGGUGUUAUAAUAUUUGUCUGGAAAAAGAGGCAUGUAAAAGGAAAGAAAAGUACGAAGGAUGAUAUGAGCAAAGACUCAAGUGGGAUUGUUCUGCAAGAUUCGUCUGGCAACUUGUGGGAUCGCCCACGUGCUUAUUCCAAUCAGUACAAAUCUUGGGACACAGGUCAUUUGCAGAUUUCAGAAGAGACUACAAUAAGCAAAGAAGAUCCCAUAGAUGAGUGGGAGUUUCCUCGUCACCAUCUGAAGAUCUUUAAUAUUGUCGGCGAAGGGGCUUUCGGUCAAGUAUGGCGAGCACAGGCUGUUGAUAUUGAUGGAAAGAAAGGCGAACAAACAGUAGCUGUAAAAACAUUGAAAGGCAACGCCUCGGAGAAGGAAAAAACAGACUUGUUACAGGAAUUAGCUGUCAUGAAGUCGUUGGGGACGCAUCCAAACGUUGUGAGACUUAUUGGAUGUUGCACAGAAAAGGAACCUACGCUAGUGAUUAUGGAAUUCGUCAGCUUGGGUAAGCUACAGCAGUUCUUAAGGGACUCGAGAGCUGAACGUCACUACGGAAAUACUCAUGGAGGGAGCCGGUUCCUCACAUCACGUGAUUUAACACAUUUUGCGUUCCAAGUGGCUCGCGGAAUGGACUUUCUUAGUUCUAAAGGAAUAAUACACAGAGAUUUAGCUGCUCGUAAUGUGCUGAUAACAGAUGAGCGUACAUGUAAAGUUGCUGACUUUGGAUUUGCACGAGAUGUCGCAGGAACGCAUGUAUAUGAACGAAAAAGCGAUGGCCGUCUACCAAUCAGAUGGAUGGCCCCAGAGUCACUGUAUGACGACAUAUUUAGUGUGAAAUCGGAUAUUUGGAGCUUCGGGGUUUUGCUGUGGGAGAUCGUGACCCUCGGUUCAACUCCUUACCCUGGCCUAUCAGCUGGUGACGUCAUGAGAAAGGUUCGCGACGGUCAUCGCCUGGACAAACCGGAACAUUGCCGUCGAGAGCUUUACAACAUUAUGUACUAUUGUUGGGAGGCGGAACCGAGCUCGAGACCGGAAUUCAAAGAAAUCGUAGGAAUGUUAGAGCGAUUGUUGUGCACUGAAAUGGACUAUAUUGAAUUAGAACGAUUCCCUGACCAUUCAUACUACAAUGUACAACAUUUGGAUGGCGAAAAACUGUAAUUAAAUAAUUUACUAACACGUAUUGUUAUUAAAAAUGUACAAGUACUUGCAAAGAUUUUAACAAAAUAUCGUUCUCGAAAAUAACUAGUGUGUACCUAAGUAGCCGUUUAUUUAUCAUGAAUUAUAUCAGUACUUGGCAUAUUAGCGGAGAAUUAUGAUUUUGAAAUAGUAAUAUUUCUACUUAGUUGGUUGAUAAUAUAUUUCUCGUAUUACAAAACUAAUAUUUUCCCUUUCGGAACUUUUCCUGUUUAAUAAAGGAGGUUUCCCUCUCGAAAUCCUUGUUUCUCCAUGCCAAACGGUGUAAGUUUACGAAUAUUAUUUUUCUGUUCUACACUGUGUAGUUAUAUACGGCUGUAUCAUAAAACGUGGAAACCACGUCUUUGUUAACAUGGUUACGUAUUUUCUAUAAAAUAACUGUUACUAUGGCAACAAACAAAACCUCAAUCCAAAUCAAAUCCGAGUUUUAUUAUAAGUGUUUGUAUUGUAAAGUGAGAUUAAUUUGUUCAAUAGAACCAAAAUUUUGAAUGUAAGAAUGAAUUAGGUAUUAAUUUAUUUAAUUUGCUUUUAAUGUGCAAUCUAUAUGUAUGGUUAAGACGUUUAAAUAUGUAAUACUACAAAUUUGAUGUACUGUUGUGGUACUCUAUAACUCUGAUAGCGAUCCAGACUUCAAUAUUAAAUAAAGUUUCUCUCAUAUUGGCUUACAGAAACACACUUACAGGUUCGCUUUAGUUUUAGUUUCAGGUUGUACGUACUUUUCAUUAUAUAAUGAUACUAAGCAACCAAAAUCUAAUAUAAUACUAUAUCGGCAAUUCUUUUAAGAUCUGUAUUAAAGAGAUUUUGUAAUUUAAUAAUAGUUACUAGUCCUUAGGUAAUAAUCAAUUGUAAUAAUAAUAAAUUGUUUUAAGUUUAAAGUUACGCUUCAAUAUUUGGAAUAAACGUUUUGUUUUGUAA
Messenger RNA from Pieris rapae (cabbage white), 3118 nucleotides. It is a transcript of the gene Cad96Ca, whose product is annotated as tyrosine kinase receptor Cad96Ca. The record is from RefSeq and is a predicted model, not a curated record. The coding region runs from base 323 to 2167 and encodes 614 amino acids. Gene Ontology annotation, cellular component: membrane; signaling receptor complex. Gene Ontology annotation, molecular function: calcium ion binding; transmembrane receptor protein tyrosine kinase activity; ATP binding. The transcript has 11 exons. NCBI's taxonomy places the organism in Eukaryota, Metazoa, Arthropoda, Insecta, Lepidoptera, Pieridae. Gene Ontology annotation, biological process: protein phosphorylation; positive regulation of kinase activity; cell surface receptor protein tyrosine kinase signaling pathway.